Sorex fumeus (smoky shrew) is the source of this 396-nucleotide messenger RNA. Its product is annotated as 40S ribosomal protein S12-like. The transcript has a single exon. Gene Ontology annotation, molecular function: structural constituent of ribosome. NCBI's taxonomy places the organism in Eukaryota, Metazoa, Chordata, Mammalia, Eulipotyphla, Soricidae. Gene Ontology annotation, biological process: translation. The annotation marks the transcript as partial. The record is from RefSeq and is a predicted model, not a curated record. Gene Ontology annotation, cellular component: ribosome; cytosolic small ribosomal subunit.
AUGGCCAAGGAAGGCAUUGCUGCUAUUGGUAUAGUGGAUGUGGAAACUGUUUCACAAGAGGUGCUAAAGACCGCCUUCGUUCGCCAUGGCCUUGUAAUUGGAAUCCGUGAAUCUGUCAAAGCAUUAAACAGGCACCAAGCCCAUCUUCACGUGUUCUUAUCCAACUGUGAUGUGCCCAUGUAUAUCAAGUUGGUGGAGGACCUUUGUGCGGAACACCAGAACAACCUAAUUAAGGAUGAUGACAAGAAGAAACCAGGGGAACGGGUUGGCCUCUGUAAAACUGACAGAGAAGGGAAACCUCAUAAAGUGGUUGGCUGCAAUUGUGUUGUGGUUAAGGACUAUGACAAAGAAUCACAGGCCAAGGAUGUCAUCGAAGAAUACUUCAAAUGCAAGAAA